Molecule: messenger RNA, 5700 nt
Organism: Oncorhynchus gorbuscha (pink salmon)
Lineage: Eukaryota; Metazoa; Chordata; Actinopteri; Salmoniformes; Salmonidae
Product: probable ATP-dependent DNA helicase HFM1
Exons: 40
Coding region: 169-5487 (1772 amino acids)
Molecular function (GO): nucleic acid binding; ATP binding
Source: RefSeq, a predicted model, not a curated record
AUAGUUCCCGUUGGAAACGACGGGCUGUGGUCUAUCUUGGUUUAGUUAUAGAAAUAUUUGCUCUCCCUCGAGCAGGUAUCAUCAGCGUCUAGGCUCGAGACUAGUUAGUUAUAGUAGUAUCCCCACCGAAACAGAUGACUGUUGCAUAGGCCUACAUGACCUAAUGAGAUGUUGGACUCCGAAGACUGCACUUUGUCCCUGGAUAACCUCUUCUUUGAGAGGCCAGUUGUCCACAAAGUAAAGCCACUUUGUCAAGAGCAGAGUUCUUGGCAGUUGGAACCCCCUCUGUCCCUCUCCCAGAUCCCAGCCACUCAUGACAUCCAGAAAGAGGCAGAGGGUCUUUCAUCAUUCAGUUUCUCUCAGAAGUCCAACAAAUUCCUUCCCCCUUUGAAAAGAGCAGCUGACGGUGAUGGUUUCACUCCCAAGAAUAACAAAUUAAAUCAGAAUACCAGUGAUGGAAGAAAAGAACCUGAGGCACAGGGCUGGUGUGCCCUUUGGGCUCGGGAAGACCUCAUGAAUAAAUCCCAGGAUACCAAAAAGGUUAGAGGUCAAACUAAAACCCCACAUGAGUCUGGUCAUGCACUGGAGCAGAAACAUUUCCCUCUGGAGUUCAGCCAAAGCCCACCUCUACGGAGAAGUUUGUUCAAACCUCCCAGUGGUAAGGUGUUGAACAGCAGCGCAAACUCAAACGGAGGCCUCAACCAGGCACGACCCGUAGUGCAGCAAACCUUCGACCAGGUUUCUAUGGCGACAGAUCCUCGGCUGGCAAAGCAGUCGGCAGCAGGCUCCGUCCCCCUCACCGAUCUGGGCCCGCCUACAGCCCGGGGACCACCACAGGAGACACAGGACAAGGGCACCAAGAGGGCUCAUGUUCUCCCCAUGACACCCCAACCCCUUCACAUACAAAAUACUUCUGGGCCUGGGAUACUCCGACCAAUCUCUGAAAUCCCUGCUAAAUUUAGAUCGGUCUUCAAAGAGUUCCCUUACUUCAACUACGUUCAAUCAAAAGCCCUAGAUGACGUUCUAUACACGGGUAAGAACUUUGUGGCUUGUGCUCCUACGGGCUCUGGUAAGACUGUGCUUUUUGAGUUGGCCAUCAUCCGCCUACUGAUGGAGACCACAGAGCCCUGGAGAAACGUCAAAGCUGUGUACAUGGCCCCUGUCAAAGCUCUAUGCAGCCAGCGCUUUGAGGACUGGAAGAACAAAUUUGGGCCUCUGGGCCUGAGCUGCAAGGAGCUGACUGGAGACACAGAGAUCGACGACUUCUUUGAGAUUCAAGACGCCAAUAUCAUCAUGACCACACCUGAAAAAUGGGACAGCAUGACGAGGAAGUGGAGGGAUAACUGCCUGCUGCAGUUGGUCCGGCUUUUCCUUAUUGAUGAGGUGCACGUGGUGAAGGACCCUAUGCGCGGAGCCACACUAGAGGUGGUGGUGAGCAGGAUGAAGGCGGUCCAUGCCUACCGUGCAGCAGAGAACCCUCAGGAGGACGUCUCCAUGAGAUUUGUGGCCGUCUCCGCCACCAUCCCCAAUACCAAGGAUAUAGCAGACUGGCUGUGUGACGACAGAGACCCUGCUACUUGUCUGGAGAUGGAUGAGAGUCACAGACCGGUAAAACUGAGGAAAGUAGUGCUGGGUUUCCCCUGCAACAGCAACCAGACUGAGUUCAAGUUCGACCUGUCACUCAACUACAAGAUGGCCAACAUCAUCCAGACCUACUCGGACCAGAAACCAACACUUGUUUUUUGUUCAACAAGGAAAGGAGUCCAGCAGUCGGCCACUGUUCUGGCCAAGGAUGCCAGGUUCAUCAUGAGUAUUGAGCACAAACAAAGGUUGGUGAAUUAUGCAAACUCUCUCCUGGACUCAAAACUCAGAGACUUGGUGUCGUUUGGAGUUGGUUUCCACCACGCCGGAGUUGACGUGUCAGACAGGAAGCGAAUCGAGGAGGCCUUCAACGUGGGAGACCUGCCUGUGCUGUUUACAACUAGUACUCUGGCGAUGGGAGUGAACCUGCCAGCCCACCUGGUGGUAAUCAAGUCCACCACGCACUACAUCGGGGGCGCCUGUGAGGAGUACAGCGAGGCCGACAUGCUGCAGAUGAUUGGCCGAGCAGGCCGGCCACAGUUUGAUACAUCAGCGACCGCAGUGAUCAUGACCAAGACUCAAACCAAAGACAAGUACAUGCAGUUCAUGAAUGGAGCGGAAAUCAUCGAAAGCAGCCUGCAUACCCACCUGGUGGAGCACCUGAACGCUGAGAUUGUCCUCCACACCAUUUCAGACGUCAACAUGGCCCUGGACUGGAUCCGCUCCAGCUUCCUCUACAUCCGAGCUCUGAAGAACCCCAGACACUAUGGCUUUUCCACUGACUUGGACCGAUGUGGAAUCGAAGCCAAACUGCAAGAGCUCUGUCUGAAGAACUUGAAUUCCCUGGCCUCCAUUGGUCUGAUCUCCAUGGAUGAGGAUGUUAACAUCAAAGCUACAGAGGCAGGCAGGCUGAUGGCAAGGUACUGUGUUGCGUUUGACACCAUGAAGCAGUUCAGCAAGGUGACAGGCACUGAGACCUUACCUGAGCUGAUAGAAUUGAUGGCGAAGGGCAGAGAGUUCACUGACGUGCAGCUGAGGGUGAACGAGAAGAGAACCCUGAACACGUUGAACAAGGACAAGAACAGGAUCACCAUCAGGUAUCCCAUGGAGGGAAAGAUCAAAAACAAUGAGAUGAAGGUGAACUGUUUGAUUCAAGCCCAGUUUGGCUCCAUUCCAAUCCAAGAGUUUGGACUUGCACAGGACACAGGGAGAAUCUUCAGAAAUGGAGUCCGAAUCAGCAGAUGCUUGGCAGAGUUCCUGAACCAGCGCUCCAAGACCGACUUCUCUGCUCUACUCAACUCCCUGAUACUGGCCAAGUGCUUCAGGGCCAAGCUGUGGGAGGACUCUCCUUACGUCUCAAAGCAGCUGGAGAAAAUAGGGUUGUCUCUGUCGACGGCCAUGGUGAACGCUGGACUCACCACCUUCAACAAGAUAGAGCAGACCAACCCCAGGGAACUGGAGCUGAUUGUCAACAGACAUCCUCCGUUUGGAAACCAAAUCAGAGACGCUGUCAUGAAUCUACCCAAGUAUGAAGUUAGUUUGGAGCAGCUUCCAAGAUACAACAUCGCCACCGCAGAGAUUGUCGUGAACGUGAAUGUGAAGAACCACGAACAGCUACUGUCAAAGAGAACCACUCAUGACCACCACUAUGUCACAAUGAUCAUCGGGGACUGUGACAACAAUGUGGUCUUCCUGCAAAAACUCACAGACUUGAUGCUGUUGAAGUCGGGAAACUGGUCAAAGAAGAUCAAAGUGGCGAAAGCCUUCAAAGGAGAGGAGAUCAGCGUGAAUCUAAUCAGCUCAGAAUACGUGGGGUUGGACAUUCAGCAGAAGUUUAGUGCCUUCUACUCUGGACCAAAGAGGUACGGAGGUGAAUCAUUCACACCUGAGCAACAUGACACGGUGCACAUAGCACAGGCUAACGCUCAGAGAUCACAGGGUGCAACACAGAGAACACAGCCAACAGGUCAGCAAACACAGGCUACGGCACAGAAGAGAAACUCCACAUCCACAGAAAAGGUUCCAGGCAAAAGACAAUGUAACCACUUCUGCAAAAACAAGGAUCAGUGUGGCCACGACUGCUGUCAAAAUGGUGUGCCAGUGGUUCUGAAGAGGCCUAUGAAUCAGCAUUCAAGUUUCUCCUCCUACCUCCAAGACCUGAAGACCAGGAGUGACACACUGACAGAGACUCCAGUCAAACGCCUCAAAAUGAGAAUGAGUGGUAGGACUGGGGCUACGAACAUUCAGCACUUUUCUUAUACGCCUGCUGCUUGCAGGUUUGUAGGUAAUCAUUAUGGCGCUUCAACAAUACAACAGAGUGUGGAAUCAGCUGAGGACUUUGCAACGCCCCAAGAGAUGGCAUAUCUUGAGAACUAUGACCAUGAGUAUAAUGACUACCUGGAAGACAUAUAUCAGACAAUGGGAGAAGAGGAACCACCACCUAUUCAAACCCCUACAGAGUCACAAAGCACUUCAAUGUGGAGGAAACCCAGUGCAUACAACGGAGGGUCACUCAGCCACAGCACCCCCCAAAGCCAGGGCACGGGUUACUCCCAAAGCCACAGCACUACUCAAAGCCAGGGCACGGGUUACUCCCAAAGCCACAGCACCCCCCAAAGCCAGAGCACGGGUUACCCACAGAGCCACAGCACCCCCCAAAGCCAGGGCACGGGUUACUCCCAAAGCCACAGCACUACUCAAAGCCAGGGCACGGGUUACUCCCAAAGCCACAGCACCCCCCAAAGCCAGGGCAUGGGUUAUCUACAGAGCCACAGCACCCCCCAAAGCCAGGGCACGGGUUACUCCCAAAGCCACAGCACUACUCAAAGCCAGAGCACGGGUUACCUACAGAGCCACAGCACCCCCCAAAGCCAGGGCACGGGUUACUCCCAAAGCCACAGCACUACUCAAAGCCAGAGCACGGGUUACCCACAGAGCCACAGCACCCCCCAAAGCCAGGGCACGGGUUACUCCCAAAGCCACAGCACUACUCAAAGCCAGAGCACGGGUUACCCACAGAGCCACAGCACCCCCCAAAGCCAGGGCACGGGUUACUCCCAAAGCCACAGCACUACUCAAAGCCAGAGCACGGGUUACCCACAGAGCCAUAGCACCCCCCAAAGCCAGGGCACGGGUUACUCACAAAGCCACAGCACUACUCAAAGCCAGAGCACGGGUUACCCACAGAGCCACAGCACCCCCCAAAGCCAUAGCAUGGGUUACUCCCAAAGUCAUUUCCCCCUUCAAAACCAGAGUAGGGAGGAAACCCAGAGUCACAAUACCCCCCAAAGCCAGACUAGCAGUUACAGCACUCCCCAAAACCAGAGCAGGAGUUACUCUCCGAGUCCCAUCGUAGACUUGACCGAUGACAGUGGCUUCCUCUCGUCGUCACACACCCCCAGCGUGACCUUUGACCUGGGAGACGAAUGGGAUGAUUUUGACGACGACAACUUAGUUCACGCCAGUGAGACAUCAUGCACCACUGUAGCUAACACUCAGGGGAUUGACCGUGACAAGCGGAAAGGUCACUCAACACCACUACCAUCCACUUAUGUACAACCCAAACCCCGCUUCACUGUGUCCAGUGCCCCACUCAGGUCAACCUCCCCAGUUAUUCCUCAGAUAGCAGUUGCUAGUCUCUCAGUCAGAACACAUAACCUCCAGGCUUCUGCUCCCUGGAGCCACUCUGACAACACGGCCACAAGGACAUUCAGUGAACCCUCUGUGAAAGCACCCUCCUUCCCAAAACAGACUGAUACAAGCAAGGCUCCGCUGGGAGGACCGUUUGAUUUCUUCUCAAAGACGACUACCCCAAACAAUGACAAUGCGACUGGCAAAAGGCUCCAGGGAGAGGACAACAGCAAGGAAGUGGAUGCAUUCAUGGGUAUAUUUGAUGGAUUAUUUUAGAAGUGUAUAUAGUUGUAUGGACGGGUUCCAUGUUACUGUGUGUGUUAUACUUUAUUUAUACUGUUUUCUGUUUGAGAUGAACUGUUAGAUUUACUGUUGAUCCUAUUUGAAAAUGUUUCUAUCAUUCAGGAGUAGGAACAUUCGAUCGUCAUUAGCAGGUGGUCAAAAAAGUAUUUUGUAUCUAUGUACUUAAUUGAAUAAACACAAUAUUUA